Molecule: messenger RNA, 939 nt
Organism: Caenorhabditis briggsae
Lineage: Eukaryota; Metazoa; Nematoda; Chromadorea; Rhabditida; Rhabditidae
Gene: Cbr-dif-1
Product: Protein CBR-DIF-1
Exons: 3
Coding region: 1-939 (312 amino acids)
Biological process (GO): carnitine transmembrane transport; mitochondrial ADP transmembrane transport; mitochondrial ATP transmembrane transport
Cellular component (GO): mitochondrial envelope; mitochondrial inner membrane
Molecular function (GO): O-acyl-L-carnitine transmembrane transporter activity; ATP:ADP antiporter activity
Source: RefSeq, a predicted model, not a curated record
AUGUCGGACGUACUUUUGAACUUCAUAGCUGGUGGCGUCGGUGGAUCAUGUACCGUCAUCGUUGGUCAUCCGUUCGAUACUGUCAAAGUACGUAUUCAAACUAUGGCUCGUCCGAAACCAGGAGAGAAACCACAGUUCACCGGAGCUCUUGAUUGUGCCAAAAGAACAGUUGCCAAAGAAGGAUUCUUCGCUUUAUAUAAAGGAAUGGCGGCACCUCUGGUCGGAGUCUCUCCCCUUUUUGCUGUCUUCUUCGGAGGAUGUGCCGUUGGAAAGUGGCUCCAGCAAACUGAUCCUAAUCAGGAAAUGACAUUCAUCCAAAAUGCGAACGCUGGUGCUUUGGCUGGAGUCUUCACGACUAUUGUGAUGGUUCCAGGAGAGAGAAUCAAAUGCCUCCUACAGGUUCAACAAGCCGGAUCUGUCUCAUCCGGUGUCCACUAUGAUGGACCACUUGAUGUCGUUAAGAAGUUGUACAAGCAAGGAGGAAUUGCAUCGAUCUACAGAGGAACAGGUGCUACUUUGCUCAGAGAUAUUCCAGCGUCGGCGGCCUAUCUCUCAGUUUACGAGUAUUUGAAAAAGAAGUUCUCGGGAGAAGGAGCCCAGCGAACAUUGUCACCUGGAGCUACUCUGAUGGCUGGAGGACUGGCCGGUAUCGCUAAUUGGGGUGUGUGCAUUCCAGCUGAUGUUCUCAAAUCACGUCUGCAAACCGCGCCAGAAGGAAAAUACCCAGAUGGAAUCCGCGGAGUUCUCAGAGAGGUUCUCCGAGAGGAAGGACCAAGGGCUCUUUUCAAGGGAUUCUGGCCAGUCAUGCUUCGUGCCUUCCCUGCUAAUGCUGCCUGCUUCUUCGGACUGGAGCUCACAUUGGCAGCAUUUCGCUUCUUUGGAAUUGGUGGGCAUCCAACUCCAUCAACAGAAGUCAUUCCUGUUCCACACGACGAAUGA